Laetiporus sulphureus 93-53 is the source of this 267-nucleotide messenger RNA. RefSeq lists its product as uncharacterized. Lineage: Eukaryota; Fungi; Basidiomycota; Agaricomycetes; Polyporales; Laetiporaceae. The record is from RefSeq and is a predicted model, not a curated record. The transcript has a single exon. The annotation marks the transcript as partial.
CUGCUGCAUUUUGAGAACAACAAGCUAUAUUUUCACAAGGUCUGUCACAUCAACUAUACUACCUAUGACAUGUGGCAUGUUCAGGAUUCAAUCAACCCUCACACACAUGCAGACAUCAUGUUAUUGGUGCAUGAAGAUGAUGACAAUAAUGAAGCAGGGAAGCAUCCAUAUUGGUAUGCCUGUAUUAUCAAUGUCUUCCAUGUCAAUGCCAGGUAUAAGAGCAAGACAAGACUGAUGCAUUUCUUGUGGGUCCGCUGGCUUGAGUGA